AAGUCUCUCCUUAGACUUUAAAUACAUGGAAUAUGACUUGAAAAACCGUAAGGACUAUGGCGGCUAGUGUAAUGUGAGAACCGGCUAAACCGGUCAUCCGUGGCGUUGAAAAACAAGGGUCCUUGUACCUGUUUCAUGUUGGAUUUUCCGCUUUCACUGCUCAAACUCAAAGCGCCAAAUAUUCUCUCCGUUCAGGUACGUCAUCUUAUUCUGUAGCACCAACCAGAGGUCUUCUCCAAAAUGCUCCCUUUGCGUCCAGAAGCACAGGUUAGAGGACUACAAACGUCUCUGUCUCUAGUUUCUUCAGAUCCUCUCCGGUCUCCUGAUGAACCUGGAUCAAACUCUGACAAUCUCCGUGAAUCACCGGCUGAGAGUGCAAGUUCUCAAGAAACUUGGCCUACAGCUGCAGCAAAGAAGAUGGAGAAUAGAAAGACGGAGAUUAAUAGCCUUGAGCAGAAAGUGAUUCACCGUGUUUCUGGUGCUGGCAAAGUUACUCUGCAAGACAUUGCAAGAGAAAGUGUGGGAACGAUAUGUGAAAAAAUGCGUUGUCUACCUCCGGUAUAUCUCGAAGAACUGAAAAAUGGACUUCGAGUUAUCCUUGAGGGAGGGAAUGCAUCGCAGCACAGAGAGGAAUUUUUCAUUUUGCAGAAGCUUGUUCAGAAUAGAGCUGAUUUGACAGAAAAGACAUUGGUGAGAGCUCAUCGAGUGCAGCUUGAAAUCCUUGUUGCAAUAAAUACUGGAAUUCAGGGAUUUUUGCAUCCUAGCAUCAAUCUAUCACAGACUUCCCUGAUUGAGAUCUUUGGUUAUAAGAGGUGCAGAAACAUAGCGUGCCAAAACCUGCUUCCAGCUGAUGAUUGUACCUGUGAAAUAUGCACCAACACUAAUGGUUUCUGCAAUCUGUGCAUGUGUGUGAUCUGCAACAAGUUUGACUUUGACGUGAAUACUUGCCGCUGGAUUGGAUGUGACUUGUGUUCUCACUGGACUCACACUGAUUGUGCCAUUCGCGAGCAACUUAUUUGCAUGGGCCCUUCUUCAAAGAGUGAAGCAGGACCAAGUGAAAUGGUUUUCAGGUGUCAAGCAUGCAAUAGGACUUCAGAACUGGUGGGUUGGGUUAAAGAUGUCUUCCAGCACUGUGCUGCCUCGUGGGAUGGAGAGGCCCUAAUGAGGGAACUUGAUUAUGUUAGUAGGAUCUUUCAUGGCAAUAAAGAACCCCGAGGGAGGAAGCUAUUUUGGAAGUGUGGCGAUAUCAUAGAAAAAUUGAAAACCAAAAACAUGGAUUCAAAGGCUGCUUCCCGGGCAAUAUUGAUGUUUUUCCAAGAGCUUGAGGUGGACUCUACAGAAGGCCUGGAGAAUGGAGAAAGUGGAAGGUCGAUUGCUCCGCAGGACGCAUGCAAUAGAAUUGCUGAAGUGGUGGCGGAGGCCAUACGAAAGAUGGAAAUGGUAGCUGAUGAGAAGAUGAGGAUGUUCAAGAAGGCUCGCAUGGAUCUGGAAGCUUGCGACCAUGAACUUGCUGACAAGUCAAGGGAAGUGGCAGAGUUGAAGAUGGAGAGGCAGAAAAAGAAGCUGCAGAUAGAAGAGCUGGAGAAAAUUGUGAGGCUAAAGAAUGCAGAGGCUGAAAUGUUUCAGGUGAAGGCUAACGAGGCUAAACAAGAGGCCGAGAGACUUCAGAGGAUUGCUCUUGCCAAGCAAGAUAAAUCAGAGGAAGAAUUUACUAGCAACUACUUGAAGCAACGAUUAAACGAGGCCGAGGCUGAGAAGCAGUAUCUUUACAAGAAGAUCAAACUGCAAGAUAGUUCUCGCAGUAGUGGUGGUGAUCCCUCUCAGAUGCUGAUAUAUUCCAAAAUCCAUGAUCUUCUGUACAGUGUUCCUACCAAACCAGAAACUCAGGGUAAAGAGCACCACCCUUUUGGGACAAGUCCCUGAGACAAGUGAUGCCAAUCAUUUUCCCUGUCAUGGCUUAGUCAUUCCCUUUGAACAAUUUGGAAUGAGCUCCUUCUGUGGCAAUGUAAUGUAAUCAUCAAUUUUAUAUGCUCUCUUUUACACUGAGAUAAUGGUAAAGGAAGGCUUAAAUAUGUUUGAAACUAA
Vigna unguiculata (cowpea) is the source of this 2085-nucleotide messenger RNA. Its product is annotated as OBERON-like protein. Gene Ontology annotation, biological process: maintenance of shoot apical meristem identity; maintenance of root meristem identity; regulation of gene expression. Gene Ontology annotation, cellular component: nucleus. The record is from RefSeq and is a predicted model, not a curated record. NCBI's taxonomy places the organism in Eukaryota, Viridiplantae, Streptophyta, Magnoliopsida, Fabales, Fabaceae.